Molecule: messenger RNA, 783 nt
Organism: Pistacia vera
Lineage: Eukaryota; Viridiplantae; Streptophyta; Magnoliopsida; Sapindales; Anacardiaceae
Product: MDIS1-interacting receptor like kinase 2-like
Exons: 2
Coding region: 1-783 (260 amino acids)
Molecular function (GO): protein binding
Source: RefSeq, a predicted model, not a curated record
AUGGCGCUUCAAUCUCUUUCUCUAUUGCUGCUGUAUGUUGUUUUCUUCUUUUUUGUUUAUGCUUCUGCUUCUUCAACUCAGCAACCCAAACUAGAACAACUAGAAGCACUUCUGAGAUGGAAAACAAGUCUCCAAGACCAAACACAACCCCACCUCCUACCUUCCUGGAAUCUUUCUUCUUGCAACUCAACCUCAACUCUCUCCUCCUGCACUUGGAUCGGUGUUUCCUGGGACGAUUCUGGAAGUGUUUUCAGGAUUAAUCUCACAAGUUUUUCCCUGAAAGGCACCCUUGAUGCUUUCGAAUUCUCAGCUUUCCCAAAUUUGUCUUAUCUUGAUCUCCAUGACAACCAACUUCAUGGAAACAUUCCUCCUGGAAUCAAUCAACUAACCAACUUAACAUUUCUCAACCUGGGUUCCAUUCCUUCUUCCCUUGGAAACUUGACCAAUCUUUCAACACUUAACUUUGGCAACAAUCAUCUGUCCGGCUCCAUCCCACCGGAACUUGGCAAACUCCGAUCUGUUGCCGAAUUUCGUGUUAACUUAAACAACCUGACAGGCUCAAUCCCUGCAUCUUUGGGAGACUUAGUAGGCCUAAAAGUUCUGUCACUUUAUGGAAACCAGUUGUCAGGAUCAUUGCCUCGGGAGAUUAACAAUCUCACUAAUUUGACAUUGUUUUUCUUAUCAAAUAACAGCAUCUCAGGAUUGUUGCCGGAAAAUAUUUGUGAAGGGGGAGUACUUGAAGAUUUUUGUGCAAGUAACAACCGAUUCACUGGCACUGCUUGA